AUGGGUACCUGGAUUUUGUUUGCCUGCCUCCUGGGAGCAGCUAUCUCCAUGCCUCUACCACCUCAUCCUGGGCACCCUGGUUAUAUCAACUUCAGCUAUGAGAACACAUAUUCUCAGGCUAUCAGUAUUGACAGGACUGCAUUAGUUCUUACCCCUUUGAAGUGGUACCAGAACAUGAUAAGGCCGUACCCUUCCUAUGGUUACGAGCCCAUGGGUGGAUGGCUGCACCACCAAAUCAUCCCCGUGCUGUCCCAACAGCACCCCCCGACUCACACCUUGCAGCCUCAUCACCACAUCCCAGUGGUGCCAGCUCAGCAGCCCGUGGUCCCCCAGCAACCAAUGAUGCCCGUUCCUGGCCAACACUCCAUGACUCCAACCCAACACCACCAGCCAAACCUCCCUCCGCCCGCCCAGCAACCCUUCCAGCCCCAGCCCGUUCAGCCGCAGCCUCACCAACCCAUGCAGCCCCAGCCACCUGUGCACCCCAUGCACCCCCUGCCGCCACAGCCACCUCUGCCUCCGAUGUUCCCCAUGCAGCCCCUGCCCCCCAUGCUUCCUGAUCUGCCUCUGGAAGCUUGGCCAGCAACAGACAAGACCAAGCGCGAGGAAGUG
Messenger RNA from Carlito syrichta (Philippine tarsier), 612 nucleotides. It is a transcript of the gene AMELX, whose product is annotated as amelogenin, X-linked. The annotation marks the transcript as partial. The record is from RefSeq and is a predicted model, not a curated record. The transcript has 5 exons. NCBI's taxonomy places the organism in Eukaryota, Metazoa, Chordata, Mammalia, Primates, Tarsiidae. Gene Ontology annotation, biological process: multicellular organism development.